Messenger RNA from Arabidopsis arenosa, 2271 nucleotides. The record is from the annotation of a GenBank genome assembly. Lineage: Eukaryota; Viridiplantae; Streptophyta; Magnoliopsida; Brassicales; Brassicaceae.
AUCUUUCUCUCUCAAACACAAUCAAUAAUCCUUAAAACACUGAAGAAAAAUAACAAUGGCUUCAAAGAACUCAGCCUCACCGGAGCUAACAGCAGAUGAUCCAUCACUCACCCGUCUAGGUGACCUUAUUUGGUUCAGGUUAGCCAGGUUCACCUUCAUUUAUGUCUCCGGUUUGCUACUGGAAGAACCUUGGUGUGUGUGGCUUGCUCCCUGCUCCGCAGUUCGAGAUCCAGCCACCAACAUUUACAAUCAGUCGAGGCGGAAUCCUCGGGUGAUGCCGGAGAUUACCGCUGACCUUGUUUGCCUCUCGGUCUCAGCAACCGAAGUUAGCUACACUUUUAAUCUUCUCCGCCGCGUUAGAUCCUUCCCUAUGCUUUCUGUUUGGAUUUCGAAAUUGGCAACUGAGGUCACAGUUGGACAGAUGGCCUCUGAGUUGCCUUAUUCUGACCCACUGGUUUCCUCCCUCCGCCGGCUUCUUCCGACGAGAAUCUUGCACUCCUUCCACCGGUUGACAUCGUCGCCGAUGAGAUCCAUUUCAAUUACUCGAAGUCCAAAGCAACGGUCUCUGUAUUCGAGAUCGGCUCCAACAGCCCGAAAUGAAUUUUCGUCGGUGUUUUUCGCCUCUCCGGUUAACCGCCGCCGCUGUUUUGUUUCUAUGAGUCCUCCUCGAGUUAGGGACGAAACCCUAAUCGUAGUGGGCCAGUCACAUUCCUGUCCGGUUUUAGAGAACCGCGAGAAUAUAUGGGAUCAGAUAAUAAGGCGUAAAAUCAAACUCAUUCACAAUGCUGGUAAUCAUAGCUUGUUAUGGUCAUUGGUGUCCGGUUUCAACAUGUCAAUAUACAAGAUUGGGAGUAUGUAUCAAGGUGAUAAAGGCAUGACUGGAAUGUUUACCAUGGAUCUAUUGUUUUCCGACUCCAUUCUUUCCUCCCCUGAGGAGAGACAUGGCUUUAACUUCCUCUUUGUUGAAAGAGAGACCUUUUCGGCUAGCAUCCCUCACUGGCGAAGCAAAUUUCUAAUGUGUCUCCUCCUGAUGAGAAGCUUAGUUGAGCUCCGAAGAUCUUUACCACCGUGUACCACCGCGAAACUCUCCUCUGCAUCCUCCUCCGGUUCUGCUGCUUCCCCCAAGUACCGUUUCAGUUCUUUUAAAUCAGUUGCCGCAAUUUGCAUCAUUCCUCCAGAUCUGGUGCCGCCGAUUCUUCAAGUUGUCAGAAGAGUCCCCUCCCAGCCGCGGGUGCAUUUGGAUCCAACAAUCCGGAAAGCUCCGACCACUCUUUUUUUUGGGAUUGAUCAAUUGCCGGUUAUUAAGAGACCUUGUUCGAAAAUUUGGAUGCUCUUAUCUUGCGAAUUUGAAAAUCCGGUUUCAAAGAACCGCGACAAUAAGAGGGAUCGAAUUUUAUGGUGCGAAACCAACCACAUUCUUCAUUUGGGUAAUCACAGCUUGCUAAGGCCAGUGGCGUUUGGUUGCAAUAAGUCAAUUUUCAAGUUUGGGAAAAUGAAUCAAGGUGGUCAGGGCAUGAUUGGAUUAUGGACCCUAGAUCUAUCGUUUCCCGACUCGAUUAAUUCCUCCCUUGAGGAGAGACAUGGCUUUAACUUCCUCUUUGUUGAAAGAGAGACCUCUUCAGCUAGCAUCUCUCACAGGCGUGGUAAACUUCUUAUGUGCCUUCUCCUGAGAAGCUUAGUUGAGUCCCAAAACACUAUGCUUUCUAUGGUGAUUCCCUUCACGAGACGAGGAGCCCUCCGCAUCUACGAGAAUCCUUCCUUCGUGGUGGAACUCCCUAUCAGUAGUAUUUCUAUAUCUUUUGCUGUAACUCUUCAGUCUAGUCCUAACCCUACGCCGGUCACACCUCCGAGGACCCCUGGCUCAUCUGGAAACUGUCCUAUCGAUGCUCUUAGACUCGGUGUAUGUGCGAAUGUCCUAAGCGGUCUGCUUAACGUGCAGUUGGGACAGCCAUCAGCUCAGCCAUGCUGCUCGCUCAUCCAAGGUUUGGUUGACCUCGACGCUGCGAUUUGUCUUUGCACUGCUCUUAGGGCUAACGUUCUUGGCAUCAACCUUAACGUUCCUAUAUCUCUCAGCGUUCUUCUCAACGUUUGUAACAGAAGGCUUCCGUCUGGCUUCCAAUGUGCUUGAACGAUAUCAGCAGUUAUCCUUACUACUCAUGCGCACAGUGUUCUCUUUAAAAUCAUUACCGUUUGAAUAAAUGCAUGUAAACUAGAUUUUCAUGUUUAAAUCUGAAUUUGUUUUAAGUGAUACAAUAAACAUGUGAGAGUUUU